AUGGGUCACCAGCAGCUCUAUAGGAGUCACCCUUGCAAAUCUGGCCAGGGGUCUUGGUUGUGCCGCGUCUGUUUGAACUGGCAUGGCCUGAUCUGCAAGUAUGGCCUGAACAUGUGCUGCCACUGCUUCCAGCAGUAUGCGAAAGACAUUGGCUUCAUUGAGUUGGACUAA
Molecule: messenger RNA, 171 nt
Organism: Trichosurus vulpecula (common brushtail)
Lineage: Eukaryota; Metazoa; Chordata; Mammalia; Diprotodontia; Phalangeridae
Product: 40S ribosomal protein S29-like
Exons: 1
Coding region: 1-171 (56 amino acids)
Cellular component (GO): cytosolic small ribosomal subunit
Molecular function (GO): zinc ion binding; structural constituent of ribosome
Source: RefSeq, a predicted model, not a curated record